AUGUUCAUAACCUUCCUCCACAAUUUUAAUAUUGACUGCAGUUGCACCGACUUGUUUUUAAUUAAAUUAAAAACCUGUUCUGAAUACUGUGGAAAAUACGUAUAGAUUUCAAGGUCUAAUUGUAAUUAUAAUACCGCAAAUCUUUUGCUACCUUGAAGCCGCAAUAAUACGCAGAAAAUGGCAGGAAUAAAUGGAAGAGCGCUGCAUUAUGUAUUCAAAGAUCCAAAUCGAAAACUGUCAACAUUUUUCUACAAAAAUGUGUUGGGAAUGAAGAUAUUAAGACACGAAGAAUUCUCAGAGGGGUGCGAGGCGGCCUGCAACGGCCCGUAUGCGAAUCGUUGGAGCAAAUCUAUGAUUGGGUAUGGUCCUGAGGAUAAACAUUUUGUUGUCGAAUUGACUUAUAACUACCCAAUUAAGUCGUACAAGAAGGGCAACGAUUUUAUUGGAAUCACUAUUAAGAGUAAAGAGGUACUUGAACGAGCGAAGGCUGCCAAUUGGCCGAUUCUGGCAGGAAACGUACUUGAAGCUCCCGGGGGAUAUAAAUUCUUUAUUAAAGAUGAGCCACAACCGUCCGACAGAGAUCCAAUUGAAAAGGUAACCAUAGCAUUACUUCUGUAA
Molecule: messenger RNA, 618 nt
Organism: Photinus pyralis (common eastern firefly)
Lineage: Eukaryota; Metazoa; Arthropoda; Insecta; Coleoptera; Lampyridae
Product: glyoxalase domain-containing protein 4-like
Exons: 4
Coding region: 178-618 (146 amino acids)
Source: RefSeq, a predicted model, not a curated record